GGUUCGUGUAGCACAACGAAUGUGUUUUCGUCGCACGAGCUCGCAGUGAUAGCUUGCUGGCUAUCUUUCACUGGUCGCUUCAUUGUUUCUCAUUUUAUUUAUACUGAACGAAAUGGAAAGUGAUAUACUUGAUGGAUUGGAUCAAGUCGGAUACAACGGGGCCCUGGAUAAGGAGAAAGCCCUGUUAACUGCAUGUGAAGAGGGCUUUUCCUCUCAAGAGUAUGUCGCACUGUGUAGGUGGUUGGCGACUAAACUGGACCAGCUCUGUGAUCUGGAGAGUGAAAAACCAGACACAUCAGAGGAUGUUAAGACAGAGAUGCUUUACCUAGGCAAACUGUUCGGCGAACUGGCUUGUCCAUAUAAGGGGCUUGUUUCAGGGUUAAUGGAAGGAGAACUGAAGAACAAAAAGGACCAUCUGAAAAUCAUUUUGUUUUUGGUAUCUGAACUUCAGGCUGCACAGAUUGUGGCCAGCAAGACACGGACUGACACAAAGUUUAAGAAACAGAUCACACCUCUACAAGAUCUCCAAAUGAUUUGCAAAGCACUUAAACUUCCAGAACCUAGCCAGCAACAAACAUCAGAAUUAUUUCCCUCUAUAGAAAACCAGGUAAACAUUUUGCUCAAGAAAGUUCCAGAGAAGCAUAUUGGAAAACCAGUUUUGAGGCAUUCCCUUAGCAGUGAACAGUGGAGCCAGCUGGACAAGAUUAAUUGCGUUCUUUCCGCAGACUACGAGUGUCGUCGGCGCAUGCUGAUCAAACGCCUGGAUGUCACUGUGCAGUCUUUCAGCUGGUCUGACAGAGCCAAGGCAAAAAUUGACACUAUGGCCAAAGCAUAUCAGCCAAAGAGACACUCACUGACGUUGAAGUCAUCAGUAAGCCUUGCUCAUCUACUGGCAACACGAGAAGAUAUCUGCAACAUGGUGAAGACAAGCAGUGGUGCCAGCAGAGAGAAGACUGUCUGUGCUGUGAACAAAGUGCUUAUGGGAAGGGUUCCUGAUCGGGGUGGAAGACCAUCAGAGAUUGAAGCUCCUCCCCCUGAGAUGCCACCUUGGCAAAAGAGACAGGAUGGAGGUGGAUACAGAGGAGGAGGGGGAGGGUAUGGUGGCGGCGGAUACAGGGGUGGAGGUCAUGGAGGGGGAGGAUAUGGAGGAGGAGGAGGGGGAGGAUAUGGACAAGGAGGAUAUGGAGGUGGAUCCAAAGGUGGCUGGGGCCGAGGAGGUGGAGAACGAGAUCACUGGGGAAAGGGUGGAAAGGGAGGUUAUUAUAGGUGACAAAAAAAAUUGAAAAGGAUGUGCACACAUUAUAAAGUAUUAUGAUGAAUUCAUUUGUUUAACAGUAGUUUUUUUCUGUUAUUUUCGUCCUCAUUCGAAACGUGUGCAGAGACUUAAUCAGACAUUGAAAACACUGAAAAUAACAGGUCUUAUUUAAUCGGUCUAUGUGAUGAAGAAGACUGGACGGGUCCGCAAACAAGCUGCAAAGUAAUCUUGACACUCCUGCAAGCAACAUUUUUAAACUGAGAGGGGUGUUUUUACUAUUGUUAUUAUUACUGUUAAAUCAUGUUUUUGUAAUUUUUUGGAGAAUCUGACAAUAGUUUGCGAUAUGAAGUGCUAAUUCGCCUUUGCAGUUUAAAAAGAGCUGUCCAGUGGUCAUGGCUGCCAGUAAAGAAUGUUUACAUUAAAUAAAAAAACACGUUUUUGUUUUGUUUCAUUUAUGUUGUUUUGUUCUGGUUGGAUCUUGUGUAAUGAUUUAAAAAUACUGUAAAUGUUGCAUUCAGUUUUGAACUGUUGUGUUGUGAACUUCUUCAAUAGGUUAUGUGAUUUUGGGAAUGAAUUGUGUGGUCAAACAGUCUAUUCACAUUCAUAAUUUUAUCUUUUGUCAAAGGCCUUCACAAAAGAAGUGUUUAAAGAAGAAUUCCAGAUUUUUUUCCCCCCAAAUUUCUAAAUAAUACAACCUGUAAACAAAGUCAUUCAAAGUGGUUAAAUCUGAAAUGGUGCAUUGAAAAGAAACUUACCAACUCUGCUUUCUUUACAGCGGUUGUGAUUGGAGCUCUGGGAUGUAAUAAUUACAGUGAAAAUACAGACAUUUCAUUUGCUGUCCUAAAUGACCAGUGAACCGCCUCGUUGCUUCUGAGCAUGGAUAUAGCUUGAACUCUUAGCAGUGGGUCACCCCAUUCUAAGAAAAAAUAUGAAUAAAAUAGUGUUACUGUAUUAAAAUGA
Pygocentrus nattereri (red-bellied piranha) is the source of this 2215-nucleotide messenger RNA. It is a transcript of the gene tslig3b, whose product is annotated as family with sequence similarity 98 member B. The record is from RefSeq and is a predicted model, not a curated record. Gene Ontology annotation, cellular component: tRNA-splicing ligase complex. Bases 113 to 1270 code for a protein of 385 amino acids. NCBI's taxonomy places the organism in Eukaryota, Metazoa, Chordata, Actinopteri, Characiformes, Serrasalmidae. The transcript is spliced from 8 exons.